GAGUUAGAAGAGAGCGAGAGAAAAAAAAAUAAUGGGGGCGAAGAAGCACGGUGAGGGUAACGGCACCAACAGUGAUGUAUUUGCUUCAUGUUCCUUCUCUAGCCUUGGCCUUGAUUCCAAUUUAUGUGACCAACUUCGCGAGAGGUUGGGAUUUGAAGUUCCGACGCUGGUGCAAGCUCAAGCAAUUCCUAUUAUUCUCUCGGGGCGUCAUGCACUUGUAAAUGCUGCCACGGGAACGGGGAAAACUGUUGCGUAUUUGGCUCCAAUCAUUCAUCACUUGCAGAGUUAUGAUAAUCGGAUUCAGCGCUCAGAUGGAACAUUUGCGUUGGUUCUUGUACCGACGCGCGAGCUAUGUUUGCAGGUUUAUGAAAUUCUUCAAAAGUUAUUGCAUCGGUUUCAUUGGAUUGUUCCUGGAUAUAUUAUGGGAGGUGAAAAUAGAUCAAAGGAGAAAGCUAGGUUGCGCAAAGGCAUAUCAAUUCUUAUAGCAACUCCUGGGCGCCUUUUAGAUCACUUGAAGAACACAACAUCAUUCUUGUACUCAAACCUGCGCUGGAUAAUUUUUGAUGAAGCUGAUCGGAUUUUGGAAUUAGGAUUUGGAAAAGAUAUAGAGGAAAUAAUCGAUCUUUUAGGAUCAAGGAAAACAAGGCAUGAUGACCAAGAGAAUACUGUUCCAAGACACUCUAAUAUUCAAAGACAGAAUUUACUUUUAUCUGCCACCUUAAAUGAGAAAGUGAACCACCUUGCUAAAAUUAGUCUAGACAAUCCAGUGAUGGUUGGUCUUGAUGGUAAGAAAAUAGAACCAAUUUCAACAAUUGAAAGCCUUGAUCCUUCAGAGUCUGAUGAAGACAAUGAAGACAAGUAUUCCAGUAAAGUGCCAAUAGUUGGAGAUUACAAUGUCCCCAUACAGUUGAUUCAGAGAUACAUGAAAGUGCCUUGUGGUUCACGGCUUCCUGUACUUCUUUCAAUUCUAAAGCAUCUCUUUGAAAGGGAACCUUCUCAGAAGGUUGUUGUAUUCUUUUCAACAUGUGAUGCAGUAGACUUUCACUAUUCACUGUUAAGUGAAUUUCAAUUUUCAUCUUAUCCAAAAACAGAAGAAGGGACCCGACAGAUGUUUAUUGGAUCCAAAACUUUCCGGUUACAUGGUAAUAUGGAACAGGAGGAUCGGAGAACCAGUUUCCAGACCUUUAAAACCGAGAAAUCUGCUUUGCUUUUGUCCACUGAUGUUUCUGCUAGAGGCUUGGAUUUUCCGAAGGUUAGAUGCAUCAUACAAUAUGAUUCUCCUGGGGAAGCUACAGAAUAUGUUCAUAGAGUUGGUAGAACUGCUCGACUGGGUGAAAGAGGAGAGUCAUUGUUAUUUCUGCAACCAGUUGAAAUUGACUACUUACAGGACUUGGAGAAACAUGGUGUCUCACUCACCGAGUAUCCUGCCCUCAAAAUGUUGGAUAGUUUUCCACUAUAUGGACAAAAGAACCUCGCAAAGAAGUCUGUUUUCAUUGACUCACAUCCUUGGGUCCUUUGUCUCCAGAAGGCACUUGAAGCCUUCGUCACAUCCAAGCCCAAGAUGGAUGAACUUGCCAAGAAGGCAUUUUGCUCUUGGGUCCGAGCAUACACAGCCCAUCGUGGUGAGCUGAAAAGAAUAUUUAUGAUCAAGAAACUUCACUUGGGGCACGUAGCAAAAAGCUUUGCAUUGAAACAACAACCCUCCUUAGUUGGACAGUCAUUCCAAAAGCAAAAUAAGAAGAGAAAGAUACUUGAGAAGAAGAAAAAUAGGUUGCCAAAAAGGAGAAAAGUUACGAGUGUGUGACAGAAUGCAGACUAUGAAAGUGGCUGAUGUUGCAAGUUUGAUUAAACAACAAAAUGAUGACUAUGGAUGGAUCCAAUGAGACUGGAAUCAAGAUCAUUAUAUCAACAAUGCCGUUACCAAGAGACCUGAGAGGAGGUAGCAUCAAGGCCUUCGGCUCUGCUAAUUCAGUAGCACAAAUUUCUAACCGUCACUUUAAGCCAGGUGCUAGCAUGUAUACUACUUUUAACUAAUAUUUUAGAGUGAUAUUUAUAUAUAAACUAUUAUUUUUUUUAUUUUUUUGAAAAAAGAAGAGAAGGGGCUGGGGUUAAAAUUACUAGGUUUUUUUACACUCAGUGUUUAACUAAUUCCUAAACAUCAGCCUUACAUUGGCUACUAUGUGCUUAUAGUUGCUUUGAAAAGUCAGUUUGUUAGCUAAGCUCGUGGUUGGGAUUCUACCAAUAUUGCAUGAAAUGUUAUAUGGUUGACUAGAA
Cajanus cajan (pigeon pea) is the source of this 2274-nucleotide messenger RNA. RefSeq names its product P-loop containing nucleoside triphosphate hydrolases superfamily protein. The record is from RefSeq and is a predicted model, not a curated record. NCBI's taxonomy places the organism in Eukaryota, Viridiplantae, Streptophyta, Magnoliopsida, Fabales, Fabaceae. Gene Ontology annotation, molecular function: nucleic acid binding; RNA helicase activity; ATP binding.